AUGCAGGGCCCAACCCAACAAAACAUUCUCCUACAUCGUCUUGGCGUGGGAUUCCAAUCCUCCAGCCGGGAAGCCGAGGCUCUCCGCGAGGCUGGUUAUCGAAACCCGGUGGCUGGCGACCUCUGCGGGUUCAACCUGGCAUUCGGCUACAGCGGAACGUAUUGGGACUACAAUCAGCACGUCGACAAGGAGCGUGACGAGAACUUUGAACAAGCCAUGCGGGCUGUUGCCGUCAACAGUCUCUGCGAGACGCCAAACCUGUACCCGUGGGAAACCUUGGCCGCAGACGGAGGUGUCAUAGUUGAGCUUGGCGGCGGCAUGGGUCAGGCCAGCGAAAAGAUCUUGGAGGCCUUCCCAGAUGCAGGUCUCUGCUGUGUUGUUCAGGACAAGCACCUGGUGACUUCUGAGGGCAUGCACAACGGAAGAGCUCUUAGCCUACAGCGGCAUGACUUUUUCGACCCUCAGCCAAUUAGAGGAGCCGCGGCGUACCUCCUUCGCCACACUCUUUACCACUGGGCUGACGAUUCCUGCGUCGAGAUACUCCGCCAGAUUGCCCCCGUCAUGGCCACGCAUAGCCGCAUCUUGAUCUGCGACCAGGUUCUGCAAGACCACUCGCCUUCUCUCGCGUCUGCUCUGUAUGACAUUGACAUGAUGACGCUCUUCAACGGCAAGGCGCGAAGGCUCUCCGAGUUCCGUCAGAUAUUUCAGCAGGCCGACUCGAGGUUUUACGUUCACGACGUAAAGCCGUCGCAGGAAUCCUCGACGACGGUGAUAGACCUCAGAAUCUCGCCCGAUGCGGCGGCUUGA
This is a messenger RNA of Pyricularia oryzae 70-15, 807 nucleotides long. Its product is annotated as O-methyltransferase. The transcript has 2 exons. Gene Ontology annotation, molecular function: O-methyltransferase activity. The coding region runs from base 1 to 807 and encodes 268 amino acids. NCBI's taxonomy places the organism in Eukaryota, Fungi, Ascomycota, Sordariomycetes, Magnaporthales, Pyriculariaceae. The record is from RefSeq and is a predicted model, not a curated record.